Triticum aestivum (bread wheat) is the source of this 1767-nucleotide messenger RNA. RefSeq lists its product as uncharacterized. Bases 312 to 974 code for a protein of 220 amino acids. The record is from RefSeq and is a predicted model, not a curated record. Gene Ontology annotation, biological process: defense response to other organism. Lineage: Eukaryota; Viridiplantae; Streptophyta; Magnoliopsida; Poales; Poaceae. The transcript has a single exon. Gene Ontology annotation, cellular component: plasma membrane; plasmodesma.
CCCCGAGUCGCCUUGCGGGGCAACGUCAGGGCAUGAGGUGGGAGGGUUGAUUAGUUUUUAAGAAAAGUCGCGCACAAUUAUGCUCGAAGACUUGACUGGUUGACCGUUGACUGAAUAUUUGACCAGUAUGCCGUUGCUGUCAGGAAUCCACGUUCAUAUCAAGUGAAAAAUAAGUGCCCAAUCCCCCUACUCUAUCCGCGUCGACUGGUAGCUGAAACUCCAAAAAGCCGCCACCACUCCGGUUCCUGCGUUCGUACUCCACUCCUGCCAGUCCAAGAUCCAGCUCAAGAUCCAGGCAGGGUCAGCCAGCCAUGUGCUGCGGCGAGUGCGGCUGCUAUGACGCACUCUGCGACCGCUGCUGCCUCUGCGUCUCCACCGGCGCGCGCGACACCAUCCUCUGCUGCGCGUGCUGCCUCGCCGUCCUCGCCGGCGUCGGCCUCCUCCUCGUCCUCCUCGCGGCCUUCUGCUUCAUCCGCCACGCCGAGGUCGCCGUCACCGACGCCUCCCUCACGCGCCUCGCGCUGGCCGCGUCCCCCGCCACCGCCUUCGCCUACAACCUCUCGCUCACGCUCACCGUCCGGAACAAGAACUGGGCAAUGAGCGUCAAGAACACCCAGCCGCUCGAGGCCGACUACAGCUUCGACGGCCAGCGCUUCGAGCGGGUCAGGCUCGCCGACGAGGGCUCCACGCACCCCGCCGGCAAGACCCAGGUGUACCACCUCGUCUCCGGCUCCGACGGCGCCUACGUCGCGCUCGGCAACGCCGGCGUGGCCGAGUUCAAGGAGGAGAACAAGACGGGGGUGUUCCAGGUGGAGGUGGCGCUGUCGGGCCAGGUCAGGUACCAGGCGCACUUCACCAAGUGCAAGUUCCAGGCCAAUUGCCCGCUCAAGCUGCAGCUCGCGCCGCCCGGCACGCCGGCCGUCGUCUUCCAGAAGGUCAAGUGCAAGCUCGCUCCGGGGAGCAGGUACUGCUAGUGAUUGGUACGAUUGGUGGCUAGUGAUUUCUGUCGGUAGAUUGGGAGGACCAAGUAUAGUUGCCGGGAACGGGGAACGAUGCCGCGUCCCCUGUACCGGGAACAUCGACCCGGAUCGAGGGUCGGGGUCGACACAGGGAACGACGCGAUUCGGUGACGGGAACGCGACCCGGAAAGGCAGGUUCGCAGCUCCGUUUCAGUGAUCGCAAAUACACUGGAUCUCGACCCAACUUGCCAAUGAACGGGAGGCCAAAUGGAUAGAAUCGAGACUUACCUGAAGUCCAUGGCAUGAGCCUUCCGCUGUCGACCAAAACGAUGCGCGCCGGAGGCUAGUGUGCAUGUGCGAACGCGGUGCCCAGCGGCGCCGGCGGCUGGUGUCGACGUGCAGACUGCGGAUGCGAUGCCCAGCGGCGCCGGCGGCUGGUGUCGACGUGCAGACUGCGGAUGCGGUGCCCGGCGGCGCCAACGGCUGGUGUCGACGUGCAGACUGCGGAUGCGGUGCUCGGUGGCGGACUGCGGACGCUGUGCUAGAUGGCCGGACGGCGGCGGCGGCUGCCGUGGACCAGCGAAUGUGGUGCCCGCUUCCCACUGCCCAUCCUCUUGAUUGGAAUUUGGGAAUCAUACGGGGCAGAUUUCAUGGAGUAGAUUACUUUCUGCUGUCAAAACUUUCCGCGGGAUAUUUGCACAUUUUCCCUUCCUCUAUGUCACCUUCCAAAAAAGAAAAUGUGUUUCCACAAAACGAAAUGUAAUUUCUAUAUUAUUCUCUGAAACAUGGAUAAUUUGACAAGGGUUGG